Molecule: messenger RNA, 1452 nt
Organism: Cuscuta campestris
Lineage: Eukaryota; Viridiplantae; Streptophyta; Magnoliopsida; Solanales; Convolvulaceae
Source: the annotation of a GenBank genome assembly
CUCACAUUUCCAGUCCGUUGCGAUAUUAAUCUCAUCCUUUUCAGCUGAAAAUUCUCAGAUUGUAUCUCCGUAAUCUGAGAGACUCUGAAUUGUGCGGAGCUAAUUAAUGUUCAAUUAGUAUUUUACGAAUAUCAUUUGAAUUCAUAGUUUUUUUUUUUGCGUAAUCUCUGCCAUUUGAAUAGAAAUUCGGUGGAUUUUCUAUUGAUUUGUUGUUUACCGCCGGCGAUUAGAGUUUUUUUGCUUUGAAUUCUCCGGCAAACCCCGCGAUUAGAAAACAUUGGCCGUGCAGCGGUGGUUGUAUGGGGAUGGAUUGUAGAGUUUAUGCUGCUCCGGGAGAAGCGUGGUUGGGAGUGGCCGGCGGUGGAGCAAGUGGCGGUCGCGUUGGAGGUCUGAGGCGGAUGGCAGAUGGGUUCAGCUACGACAGCGAGAACGAUUUGGCAGCCAUGGUUAGAGAUUUCGUGGAGAGUGGAAGCGGGGCGGAGACGGAUUCGAUCUGUAGCACUGAUAGCGAUUCCAGUUUCUGUGAUCUAGCUCACCUCGCAGACAAAAUCUCGCAUUUCAAGUCGGGUAUUGAUCGGUAUCAGAGCGACUUGCUUUCAGUUGUUAAUUCGCUCGUGCCAUCUAUAAAUGAACUAGAUCUUCAUAUCAUCAAGUCAUGUUCAUGCAAUGGUAGCUGCAUCAGAUAUUCUCUAGUCAAACUCUUGAGGCUUUCUGGCUAUGAUGCUGGUGUUUGUGUUUCUAAAUGGGCUGGCCAUGGCAAAGUUCCUGGAGGGGAGCAUGAAUACAUUGACGUCAUUAAUUACAGUAGCCAUGGGAACUCGGAGCGCGUGAUCAUCGAUGUCAAUUUCCGCAGCCACUUUGAGAUCGCUAGAGCAGUUGAAUCAUACAACCAAUUGCUGGAUUCCCUUCCAGUUGUCUAUGUUGGCUCUUUCACAAAGCUCAAACAAUUUCUUCAAGUCAUGGCAGAAGCUGCCAAGUCAUCUCUCAAGCAGAAGUCCAUGCCUUUCCCUCCUUGGAGAUCUUUAGCUUACUUGCAAUCAAAGUGGCAGUCUCCAUACCAGAGAAAGCUCGUUCCAGACGGCAACUGGAGAGCUUUCACUGCCCAUGACAGGAAGUGUGUGCUUCUUUUGCAGAAAUUACAGUCUACGCUUGGAGGAGAACGAGCACUCAGGUCUGUGAACAGUGACAGACCACGGCUGAACUUGGGGAGGAAGAUGGUUCUGUUUUGCUAGCAAGUAGAAUGAGCACAUCAAUGUUCCUACACGAGCCUUUUCCUCAUUUGAUAGAGGGGUAUAAUACAAUAUAGGCUGAUUUCCUUCAUUUCUGUCAUUUUAGUCUCUGUAGAUUGCUCCUUAAUGGCAAGAUGUCCAUUCACUGUUUGCAAAUAAGAAGAAAAAGAGGAUGAUAUAGUUUCUAACUUGUUUUAAUUCAUGUAAUGCUCUCAUGUUUAUG